GCCGCCGCGGCAGUCAACAGUCCGAUCGCGACGAUCCGGUUCGCGGUCUGGUGAACGCAACGCUCAUCAUCCGUCGCUAUCAUCAUUCGCCGUCGUCGUCGUAUAGUCGUCACGGACGGUUGAUCUGUUACACAUUAUAUCGUUUUUUUUUUUUUUUAUUUAUUUAUUAAUUUUUAUUAUCGUCGAGAACAUAUACACGACGGUGUGUUUUUUAACGACCCAUCAUAAUUUUAUUUACUUACAUAGCACUAUUGUUAUUAUUAUUUUAUCACACUUUGCGCGUCGAUCUAUAUAUUCUAUUCGUCGACAUAUAUUUAUGUAUAAACGAUAUUAUAAGUUGAACAACGCGCACAAUUCGAUUUAGUUCGAUAAUCAUUUAUUUCGUGUACGAUUUAUCCGAUCGCGCAGUCCGUCUUUCUCUGCAGCAGUAUAUUCGCGACGGUACACUCCUCGGAUCGGACGCGAGUUGUUUGUUUUUUCGUUUUUGGAGUGACAUCGAAAGUUAAUCGUCUGCAGACUCUUGGAGCCAGCAUUCGUGUAUGACUCGACGUCCCCCCCACCCCGUCCACGUCGACAUGAGUAGAGGCAGUAGCGACGAUGGAGGUGGCGGCGGUGGCGACACGGACGCCGGUCGGAGCGACGACGAGCGUUCGUUGUCCAGCGAAAGUAGCGGUGGUGGCGACGUCGUCGUCGGCGACGGUUGCCGGAGCCGUAGCAGCAGCGCUAAUAGCAACAACAACAACGGGAAAAAAGACACGAUCGCGGCUGUCGACGAAGGCGUUGGCAUUAUUGGCGCGGGUUUGAACAGCAGUUUCAGCUUUUUCGAGCUUCCGGCCAACGCAGCUGCCAUGCCGUACAACUUGGAGUUGCGGAAUGCGGGCGCGGGCGGCGUAUGGACCAAAACUCAGCUCUCCAAGGGCGUCAAGUACGGACCGUUCCUAGGCAAAUGGGGCCCGAAGCCGGUGGACUUGCGGUUCGCCUGGGAGGUUCGUAUCGCUGGAUACUCUGGAUAUUUGGACGGGACGAUCGAAAUCUGUAAUUGGCUGAAAUUCGUUCGGUCCACGAACGAUUGUACUAGACAAAACGUCCGAGCGUUCUUGUUGGCCGGACAGAUAUUUUACGAAUUGACACAAACAGUCAGAGCUUCAGAAGAAUUAUUGUUGGGCAAAAGAGAGCCGCUGAAUUUGGACGCGGCAUUUGGAGAACUAAUGACCGCGUCUGCGGAGGACCGGAGUGAACGGGACUCGGUCGUCGCAUCACAGAACUCGCUGGGUUCGAUAGACGGCGACGGAGACGUGGACGUGGACGCCGAAGAGCCGGACGAAGACGAUCAAAAUCGGUGCAUUUUGUGCGAGAAGUGUUUUCCAGACAUCGAACAGCUCGACGAUCACCUGGUGUCCGGUCACCACUACAAGGCCAGUCAGUACGGGUGCGAGCUGUGCCCUCAGUCGUACAGCUGGAAGCCGUGCCUGAUCCGGCACCUCGCUCUGGCCCACAGCCGAAAGUUCACGUGCGAGACCUGUUCCAAGGUGUUCAGCGACCCGAGUAACCUGCAGAGGCACAUCCGCACCAAUCACGCGGGCGCCCGGUCACACGCCUGUUCCGAGUGCGGCAAGACGUUCGCCACGUCCAGCGGCCUCAAGCAGCACACGCACAUACACUCGAGCGUGAAACCGUUCCAGUGCGAAGUCUGUUUCAAGGCGUACACUCAGUUCUCGAACCUCUGCCGGCACAAGAGGAUGCACGCCGACUGCCGCAUGCAAGUCAAGUGCGACCGGUGCGACCAGUCGUUCAGCACGGGCACGUCGCUGUCCAAACACAAGCGGUUCUGCGAGUCGAACCCGUCGCCGGAGCAGUCGUCGUUCAGGAAGUCCGGUUCGGCGGCCGGCGGCGGCGGCGGCAUAUCGUCGCUACAGCAGCAGCAACAGGAACCCGGCGCCGCGGCCACGGCCGGAUCUUCGCCGUUCGCCGUCUACUCCCGGUUCCCGCUGUACCCGCCGCACCCGCUCGUCCACCCGUUCUACUUCCCGUCGGCCAACGGUUCCCUGCCGCCGCCGCCGCCGCUGUUCCAGACGCCGUUCGGCCCGUUCGGACCGUUCGCGCCCAAGCUGAACAUGGACAUGCUGUCCAGCGCCGUCGAGCAGUGCAACAACCGGUUCAAGCGGUCCGCGGCCGACGCGGAACACAACGAGACGCCCGCCAAGCGGUUGUCCGCGUCGUCGUUGUUCAACGCCGGCCAGAAGACGCCGCCGCCGCAGCCGCCCACGUCGUCCGGCGUGGCCAUGCUGAUGGGCUCGAGCAAGACGUCGCCGCUGGUGGGCGAAGAGGCGUCCUCCAACCAGCGACCGUCCCCGGCCCGGCCCAGCGCCACUUACCCCGACCCCAAGGUACACGUCAAGCGGCAGCCGUCCGCGGACGAGGACUGCGGCCCGUGCGACCUGUCCGUCAACACGGACAUACUGUGCAACGGCGGCGGUUCCGCGGACGAGCUGAUGACCGACGAGAGCGCCGGCGAACGUCGGUCGUCCGACGACGACGGAUCGCCGUGCCGAUCGGCGUCCGACCAGCCGCUCGACCUGUCCGUGACGAAAGCGCAGCGCCGCCGGAAAAAGUCGCCGUCGGCCGUUCGCCCGUCGUUUACGCCGUCGCGAGACGACAGCCCGCGCGCCGACAACGCCGCCGAGCAGCGCGGCCGCAAGUGGUCGCCGCCGUCUCUGACGCCGCCAUCGCCGCCACCGCCGCCACCGCCGCCGCCGCCGCCGCCGUCGGCAUCACAGGCCGCUCAAAGGCCGUCGUCGUCGUCGCCGUACUCCGUCAGCAACCUGAUGGCCUACCCCAAACCGCUGUACUUGGAUUCCAUUUACCCGGCGGCGCUGUCCGGGUUCGCGGAGAGUCAGCUGCAGCACAUGCAGGCGCACCAGCCGUUCGGGCCGUCCGCCGCCCGGCCGCCGUUCGCGUUCAUGUCCAGCACGUCGCCGGCCAUCGAACACUUUCUCCGGCAGCCCAUGCCCAACUACUCGAAAUCGUACCAGGACAUCAUCCAGCAGCACCAGAACCAUCACGGCCAGUACCAGGGCCAGCACCAGAACCACCAGCAGCAGGGACAGCAGCAACAGCAACAGCAGCAGCAGCAGCAGCACCAUGUCAAGUCCAAGGACAGGUACGCGUGCAAGUACUGCGGCAAGGUGUUCCCGCGCAGCGCCAACCUGACCAGGCACGUGCGCACGCACACCGGCGAACAGCCGUACCGGUGCGCGCACUGCGAACGGUCGUUCAGCAUAUCGUCCAACCUGCAGCGGCACGUGCGCAACAUACACCGGCAGGAGCGCAACUUCAAGUGCAACCUGUGCAACCGGCGGUUCUCGCAGCAGACCAACCUGGACCGGCACGUGAAGAAGCACGAGGCGGACGACGGCACGGCCGUGGGCACGGUGACCAGCAGCUCGGCGAGCAGCGUCGACGAGAAGGAGGACCCCAGGCUGUUCGAGAUCCGGAGCUUCAUGAAGAAGGUCAGCGACCACGGGUCGGCGGCCGCCGCCGCUGCCGCCGCGGCCGAGAUGCAGAACAACAACGUGGUGGUGGACCCGUGCGGCCUGCAGCAGCCCGACGACGGCCUGCAGUACGCGGCCCACUUAUGACCCGUACCUCCGCCGCUCUACCUGAACUGGGCCCGUUGACGGCACAGCAUCAUCAGCAUAAACACACAAACGACAAUGCGUUAUGUAUCGUUAUAAUAUUAUAUGAUCGUCACACAAAUCUCCGAGUACCUCCACACACAC
This is a messenger RNA of Rhopalosiphum padi (bird cherry-oat aphid), 3779 nucleotides long. Its product is annotated as histone-lysine N-methyltransferase MECOM-like. The transcript is spliced from 7 exons. Gene Ontology annotation, biological process: regulation of transcription by RNA polymerase II. NCBI's taxonomy places the organism in Eukaryota, Metazoa, Arthropoda, Insecta, Hemiptera, Aphididae. Gene Ontology annotation, molecular function: DNA-binding transcription factor activity; RNA polymerase II cis-regulatory region sequence-specific DNA binding. The record is from RefSeq and is a predicted model, not a curated record. The coding region runs from base 540 to 3638 and encodes 1032 amino acids.